Molecule: messenger RNA, 1948 nt
Organism: Botrytis byssoidea
Lineage: Eukaryota; Fungi; Ascomycota; Leotiomycetes; Helotiales; Sclerotiniaceae
Exons: 2
Coding region: 1-1467 (488 amino acids)
Cellular component (GO): cytosol
Molecular function (GO): pyridoxal phosphate binding; transaminase activity
Source: RefSeq, a predicted model, not a curated record
AUGUCGCCAGCUGCCAUCGCAGAAGCGCAUAGAGAAGAUGCAUAUAUCGCCAACACCAAGGCGAUGAGUAAUGGAUCUUCAUCAUAUAUGAAUGGAAGAGCCGUUCAACUUGGCAUGAAGAGAACCACAUUCCUACUUGAUCGACAUCUCCAUAAAGAAUUCCCAGUCAUCGUACGAGGAAGUGGAAGCAAUCUUUACACUAAAGACGGACGAGUCAUAUUUGAUGCCACAUCCGGCGCCGCUGUCUCAUGUUUAGGGCAUGGCAACAAGCGAGUCACCAAUGCCGUUUUCCAGCAGAUGGCGUCCGGCAUUCCAUACUUAGCCUCGGGAUUCUUUGGCCACGAGACUGUGGACGAUCUUUGCGAAGAACUGAUAAAUGGCACUGGCCGAAAAAUGGCCCGAGUCUAUUUGACUGGUUCAGGAUCCGAGGCUAUGGAAGCCACAUGCAAAUUGGCACGACAGUACUUUUACGAAAAAGACAAAUCUACUCCACGAGUCAACUUCAUUGCUCGAGAAGGUUCAUAUCAUGGCAACACUCUAGGCGCAUUGGGCAUGUCAGGCCACAAAGCACGCCGCGCACCCUAUGCCCCCUUCCUAAUGCCCAACGUCCAUCACGUGUCUUCCUGCAAUCCCUAUCGCCAACGUCUCGCCAACGAAUCCGACGCAUCAUUUGUUUCUCGCAAAGCCGCCGAACUCGAAGCCAAGUUUCAGGAACUUGGUCCCGAAACUGUCAUCGGCUUCUGUGCCGAACCCGUCGUCGGCGCAGCGCUCGGCUGCGUCGCUGCUCUCCCCGGCUACCUAAAAGCUAUGCGCGACGUAUGUCAUCGCCACGGCGCGCUAUUCAUCCUCGACGAAGUCAUGUGUGGCAUGGGUCGCACCGGAACUCUGCACGCAUGGCAAUCCGAAAACGUCGUUCCCGAUCUCCAAACUAUUGGGAAAGGACUCGGCGGCGGCUACCAACCGGUUGCCGGCGUACUGAUUUCGCAAAAAGUCGUCAAUGUUCUCUACAACGGUACUGGACAGUUUAUCCACGGACAAACAUACCAAGGAAUGCCUGUUCAAGCCGCUGCUGCCCUAGAAGUCCAACGUAUCAUCCGUCAGCAUGACGUCCUCGAAAAUGUCCGCACGCAAGGUGCAUACCUCGGCAAACUUCUCAAACAACAUCUUUCCGACCAUCCCAACGUGGGAGAUAUCCGUGGAAGAGGACUUUUCUGGGGCAUUGAAUUUGUGAAAGACAAAAAGAGCAAAGUAGCUUUCGAACCCAAACUAAGCAUUGCGCAAAAGAUACACGAUCUAGCUAUCUCACACCCAUAUAAUAUGACAAUAUAUCCUGGGACAGGCACGGUAGAUGGCAUGUGUGGAGAUCACAUCAUGUUGUCGCCGAAUUAUUUGGUUACGAAAGAGGAUAUUGAAUAUAUUGUGAGGGUUACGGUGGAUGUCAUCGAAACUGUUUUUGAAAAUCUAUAAGGGAGAAUUUAUAAAAUUUACAUUCUGGAUUUGGACUUGGGCUUGGGAAUUAUAUCUUAUAUCAUGUUCUGCUUUAUUUAUGGAGGGCCUUGCAAAAGGACUGAGUACAAGAGGUUGGUUUGGAGAUAGGAGAUUCGGAGAUUGGAGUUAUAUUAGGGAUCCAAGUGUUUUUGAGAGACAGCAUGCAUGGGGAUGGAUUUCCUGAGAGUCUUUUUUUCUGCUACCAUUUUCUACAUGCAAGCUUCAGGGCUCUUCUGUGUUGAGCGAUAUGGGAUUUUGGUUUGGCGUGAAGGAGAAACUUCGUUAUAUGGACGGCAGCAUAGGUAUUUCCUCGUUGCUUGUCUGUUUUUUCAAUUUGGGGGCGUUUAUUGCAUCAUCGAUAAAGAGAUAUAUGCCUGGAACUGCUCUCUAUCUGUACCCUGUAUCCUACCUACAGAAAAGAAAAGUCAAUCAAAACCAAAAAAUGAUUACUCCCAUGAUU